This is a messenger RNA of Setaria italica (foxtail millet), 747 nucleotides long. Its product is annotated as pentatricopeptide repeat-containing protein At4g35130, chloroplastic. The transcript is spliced from 2 exons. Bases 1 to 747 code for a protein of 248 amino acids. Gene Ontology annotation, biological process: RNA modification. Lineage: Eukaryota; Viridiplantae; Streptophyta; Magnoliopsida; Poales; Poaceae. The record is from RefSeq and is a predicted model, not a curated record. Gene Ontology annotation, molecular function: RNA binding; protein binding.
AUGGCGGAGGCUCCGGCCGGGGGCAGCGCGUCGCCGAGGCCCCUGCCCAUCGGGCUCAUGGCCGGGACGGAGGCCGAGGGAGCGGAGGCCGGGCUCCCCAUGGGCGGCGCGGGCGGGGAGGCCAUCGGGGCCCCUGUACCCGUACCGCAAAAAUUAUUUGUCCGCCGCAAAUGCUCCGCCGCCGCGCUGCCCCUACUGCCACGCACCCAUGCUCCAGCACCGUCCCCCUGCUUUCCCCGCCCACAGCGCGCCGCUUCCCCGCUCGCCACCAAGUCCCUCGUCCUGUCCCAUAUCGCGACGGGCCACAUGGACGAGGCUGAGGAUGCUUUCACGGGCGUCAGGAGCCCCGAUAUAUUGCUCCACAACAUCAUGGUCCCGACGCGAGCCUCGCUUGCAGCCUACCGCGCCAUGCUUGUCGCCGGCGUGCUGCCUACCUUGCCCAUCGUCGUCAAGGGCUGCGGGCGCCUCGGCACUCUCGAAGAGGGUCGCGCGGCGCAUGAGGCCGUGAGCAAGCUCAGCCUGGGCACCGACGUGUACCCGAGCAACUCGCUCAUCUCCUUCUACGUCAAGCUCGGCCUCGUCGGGGUCGCCGAGAGGGUGUUCGGCGGAAUACCGGCGCGGGACGUCAUCGCUUGGAACACGCUGAUGGAUUGGUGCGUGUCCAACGGGAUGGGGACGGUAGCACUGGCCUGCUUCCAGGAGAGAAGAAAGACGCACUGCAAGUGCGGCAUGACAGUGUUGGGAUAA